Messenger RNA from Monopterus albus (swamp eel), 5152 nucleotides. Its product is annotated as adapter molecule crk-like. The record is from RefSeq and is a predicted model, not a curated record. NCBI's taxonomy places the organism in Eukaryota, Metazoa, Chordata, Actinopteri, Synbranchiformes, Synbranchidae. Bases 333 to 1277 code for a protein of 314 amino acids. Gene Ontology annotation, biological process: cell migration; enzyme-linked receptor protein signaling pathway. The transcript has 3 exons. Gene Ontology annotation, molecular function: receptor tyrosine kinase binding; signaling adaptor activity. Gene Ontology annotation, cellular component: cytoplasm.
CGCAACGUUUCCCAUUGACCAGACAUCCCUUCCGGUAGAUGAGGUCAACUUUUCCCUAGAUCCGCCAUUUCAGUCCAUGAGUUUCUUGUUGCACAUUAGUUUUGAGUAUUUUUUUGUUAUUUUAACGUUUAAGAAGUAGAGAAUUCAAGUUUAUGACGCAGCAUUAAUUCAGUCAAUUUAAGAGGACUGACGCUGAUAGUGGAAGUUGCCAAAGUUGUGGUGUUGUACUGUUUUUCCAGCGGCAGCGUUUGUCAUCCAAAGUUUUUGUAUGACUUGAGGAUAGGGAGAGGCGAAGGGGAAAGGCCUCAAGCCUCGGGCAGGAUUUAACAGACAUGGCCGGUAAUUUUGAUGCAGAAGACCGUGCUGCUUGGUACUGGGGAAGGCUAAAUCGCCAAGAAGCGGUUUCUCUUUUACAGGGACAGAGGCAUGGCGUUUUCCUGGUCAGAGACUCGAUAACCAGUCCUGGUGAUUACGUGCUGUCCGUUUCGGAGAACUCCAAAGUGUCCCAUUAUAUAAUCAACAGCGUCAGUAACAACAGGCAGUCGGGCUCAGGUUUGGCUCCUCCUCGAUUUCGAAUUGGGGAUCAGGAGUUUGAGGCUCUGCCGACCCUGCUGGAGUUUUAUAAGAUCCACUACCUGGACACCACUACACUUAUAGAGCCCAUAAGUAAGGCCAAGCAAACAGGUUUCAUCAACUCCUCCUCUGUUGGUGUUUCGCAGCAACCUCAGGAGGCAGAAUAUGUCAGGGCGCUGUUUGACUUCCCUGGCAACGAUGAAGAGGACCUCCCCUUCCGAAAGGGUGACAUCCUGCGUGUUUUAGAGAAGCCUGAGGAGCAGUGGUGGAAUGCUGCUAACCAGGAGGGCCGAGCCGGAAUGAUCCCCGUGCCCUAUGUAGAGAAGUAUCGGCCUGCCUCACCCACCGCCACCGGCCUGAGUUCCCCAGUUGUAGGGGCUGGACAGGGUGUAGCGGGCAGCACUGAUGGAACAGCUUCCCCUAUAGUCAACCCUUUGGGAGACCCAGGCCAAUAUGCUCAGCCAGUGGUCAGCACUCAGCUUCCCAACCUACAGAACGGGCCUGUAUAUGCUCGAGCCAUUCAGAAGAGGGUGCCUAAUGCCUACGACAAGACAGCACUUGCUCUGGAGGUGGGAGACAUGGUAAAAGUGACCAAGAUUAACGUGAACGGCCAAUGGGAGGGUGAAUGCAAGGGCAAGCGAGGCCACUUUCCCUUUACCCACGUUCGUCUGUUGGAGCAACACCGUCUUGAGGACGAGAGCUGAGAAACACAGACUCCUAACACCUUGACAGUGUCCAGCACAUCGCUUCUCUUUUGGCCAUUUUCUCAUGCUUGCAAAGAGAAAUGGUUUCUAUAAGCACCCAGUAUAUGAACUUAUGAGCUAAGCUGAACAAGCUCUCCUGACCCUGCUAACGCAAGACGUGUUGGGUGUUCUUGCCUAAUGUUAUUCUGAUGGACCUCUUACACUAAGGUCAGAGUAAUAUCAAUUUGCCUAUAUUAGUGUUUGUUUUGGUUAGUUUUUUAAUCACUACCACUGCCACUGUUGGUUUCCCUCCCUGACUACAGCCACAUCAAAUUCUCCAAAACCUGCAAUGAAAUAUUUUAUUCAAGUAGAUAGCAGAAUUUAUUGGUAUGAAAGUUAGGGUGUGUUUUCAUAUCCAGAAACACAUGGGAAGAUCAAUUAUCAGUUUCAUCUUUGUGGAUCCAGCAGGUGACUGCAUGCUAGUGAUGGGUGGAUGAAACCUUAUGAAACUUUGAAGCUUUCUAUUCUAAAAAGCUUUGAUGCAUAAAACAAAACAGGCGCAGAGAAGUAAAAGUCUCAGAGAACAAAUCCUACAUAGAAAAUAUUUUUGGUGCCACUACAAAUUUAUGUACUUUAUUAGUGCCGUUGAACUUUGUGGUUGAUUUAUGUGACAUGCCAAUUGAUGUGACUGGAGAGAGAUGUUCUUUAAAUUCUUCCUUGAUACCUGAUGGAUAUGUUCUCAUACUUGUCUUUCUAGUGUAUAUUGCCAUUUUUCUCAUUGAUUUCCUUAUUUCAUGAAAUGUGCCUGGUGUAGCUGCAAAACUCUGAACCUCCAGUAACAUUUGACGCUUCAGACAUUACCGGUCACGUUGGUAUUCUUCAUUUGAUUCAAGCCCCAACACCUUAUUGAAACAGUGCUUCGCUGGAGCAAAGCCAGCUUCAGCGAUUCAGUAUCAUCCGCCCAUCUCUACUGUGCACAGCAUCUCAGUAGAAACUGUUAAUGGUAAAGUAAUUGAACCAGUUUGAACCAAAAGAGUGAAAUUGAGUGUGAUUAUGAGAAAAAUUGGUUAAAUCAGAACGGACAGUAUUAGGCAGCAGUAACUGGUAUCAGUUGACGCACCACACAUACGCAGCAGAGUAGCCUACUCUUCCCUUCCUGCAGUCACUGUGCAUCCCCACCCUCUAAAUUUUAUUCCCACACAUAAGAGAGAAAAAUCAGUUGCGCACAGGAGACACAACUUGGCUUCUCUCACAGAAUCAUGAAUCGAUGAGUUUUUGGACUGCUAGACUGUGAACCUCUGAGUGAAGCAAGCAAAGGCUUUUCCUAAUGACAGUCUUUUCACAGACACAAACUUGUUCCUUUCUACUCACACUACAAACCAUGUCCUCUUUACUAAAAGUGAAAAAUAUUAUGAUGCAAUUGACUAUAUGUAUACACACGUGCUAAAUGCUGUAAACAUUUCCUUUUUUUUUUGUUUUUUUGUUACCAGAAAGUGUAUACCUGUUAUUUUGUUUCUCUUUUAAAACACUAUUCAGUGCAGUGACUUCAAAUGCAGCAGCAUGAAAGGACACGAUAAGCAUCAUCUAAUGGAGGAAGGCAAUGUCCCCUGAAUCUGUUUAACCCUAACCCUAGAGCAAUUAAUAGAUGGGUGACAAAGGAAAAACUAACACAAAGAGUCUCAGUAAAGUGUUGGGCCCACUAUGUGCUCUGAACUCCACUGGAGUGAUGAACACCAUUCCUUCAAAAGAUAUUCCCUCAUUUGGUGUGUUGAUAACAGUGGUGUAGAGUCUAACACUUCGGGCCAAAAUCUCCCAUUGGUGUUCAACUGGGUUGAGAUCAUGUGACCAUGAAGGCCAUAGCACGUUUCACAUCAUAUUCAGGCUCAUCAAACCAUCCAUCGUAUAGACGGGGACAUUGUCAUUCUGGAACAGAUCACUCAUUUUAUCACUCGUCUGCAUGUGUAACCGAUAAGACAGCCAUUAAGUCACUUAAUGUAAAAUAAUUUCUUGUACCACUAAGAUGCAAUGCUUGACACUUGCUGUAGAUUAGUUUCUCAUCAGCUUUUCCACAUUGAAAACACAUGCUGUUAUUGCACACAAAGCUGUUUUUUUAAACACACAGAGACAGUGAAUGUUUCUUGUAUGCUGGCAAUGCUAAGCCGCAUUAUGAACUUGGUAAGCAACAAACCCCAGCUGCACAUGGAAGUUGUUUUUUGUCAGUCACUGAGGAGGAUCUGCUGAUUUACAUCCUCUCUACCUCAUGUCUCAUUGGAAAAGAUGAGGAAUUUAAUGGGAAAUCACUGAGGCUCAGUCAGUAUUGUUUUUGAGAAGUGAAAAUUAACAACGUGCAGCCAGAUAGUUUCUACAGCACUCACAUAAAUACAUUUUUAAAGGUGUUUUCUUUUUCGAAUCACAAGUUCAGUAAAGUCCUGGGGUCAGAUGUAUAAACAAUGCCUAUGACCAUAAAUCAUUCACAUGGCAGUUGUCACACAUUUACAGUAAAGAGCACACAGUGAGAAGGUGUACAUCUCACACGUGUGUCAAAACUGAGCUUAAUUUGUCAAGCAUAAUUUGGAAAAAAGGCUGAGGAAGUAAAUAUAACAAGUAUUUUAGAUUAGGGGCCACUUGGCAUGAAUAACUUUUGUGCUAAAAGUAUCUGCAGUUAUAUAUUAGAUGCAGUCAAAUGCAUAUUUAUGUUUUGUUUCCUUUGGUGUUCUCUAUGUUCCCAUGUAUGCUAAUGGAGAACUUUGCCAGUGCAACUGACUUUAAAGAAAUUGCACUGUUUUACUGUUCUUUUUACUACCAUGUCAAAGUUUGUGUAGCACAUGGAGGCGCUGAUUUACGAGCAUUUGAUUAAGGUUGCAGAUAACUGUGAGAGUAGGGAUCAGGUGGGUGUACCUGCACACAACUUUACAGUAAAAUAUAUGAAACAUGAAAAUGUGCAGAUGUGUUUUCUACUUUUGUAUUAAUUAAGAAAGUCUGUCUUUAACCUACACAGAAUUUUUAUGCAUCUGACCCCAGAUGCCCAGAAAUGUAAUUUUGAGUUUACAGUGUUUUUAUAAAUUGUGAAAGUUUUCCUCAGUUUGUUAUUAUUGAUACUCAAAUUUAAGGAAAUUAUUUUUUGUAUGAUAUACUCAUGCCAUAUUUUUUAUUACUGUGAUAUGUUUAUUAUGAAUUCUGAGCUACACCUGUGGGUCAUGUAGUCCUGUGCAUAUUAAUAAACAUAUGCAAUAGUUGAGUCCACAUUUGUGUGUUUGUGUGUGAGGGUAAAACACUUAAACCCAUUCCAAAAUAUCAGAAUUGAUCACAGACUACCUGUGUACAGUUUACAUGGACACACAGGUGACCAAUUUAACACUCAAUGACUUGGGGGAAGAAAAUAUUAAAAAUGAAUGACUGUUUUCACUGUGUGUUGUAAUACCUUUAUGCAAAGUGUUGAUUGGGUAAUGCAUUCAGAUGCAUGGUACUAAUUCUUGCCUUUGAGAGAAAAUAAUCUCACUUCCAUGGAUGGAUUAUAAGAAUGGGCCCCAGGGCACAGACAUGUAAGAGGUCCCCACCCUCCCACUUACAAGCAAGAUGCAGAGAUUGAUCUCUUUGUGGUUGUCUUGUGUCUUUUACUUCUUUAGUGUCUCUUUGUAGUCAUUUGACUGACUUUCCAGUGAUAAAUGUUAACAGUCGCUUCAUUCAGAUGCUCAGCGGGCCCUGAGCCUGUGCCUGGUGGGCUUGUUCACUUAACCAUGUUUAUUUCAUAGUCAUAAAAUUAAUUGUAACUAUGUGACAGCAAUUAAAAAUGUCUUUUACACCACUGAAGAUUCACAUCACACCAGGGGCAGGGACAGGUGAGAUACUACAGUGAUACAAAAACCAGGAGGUUUUGACCAAUGUGUGGGCCUUUA